CGACGUGGAAACAUCGGACACCCGAGAGAAACAAACAUUCCAGGCUAGACACACAACAGUAGUGAAGUACGAGCAACUUUUAAAGCACUGACAAACUUUGCUUGUUAACAUUGAACUCCUCUCUUCCACUUUCUCAUGCUAGACCCAAAUCCCCCCUGAUACUCCUCUCCAAACCUCUGUCUCUGUCUAUUGUUAUUCUCUAUCUUAAAUUAUGCUCUAGUAUGUUUAUCUUUUGUGACAUUUUUAAAGUUUUGAUCUCGACAACCGCAGCUGAAGGUUCUGUUAAAUGAUGAGAAAGGAAGUUGCUUUUGAAUGCUCUAUCAUAAAAUUGAAUGACAUGGAUUGUUCUUAGGAUUGGGGUUAGGCAUUUGAUUCUUUGAUCUUUCUACCUGUAAUCUAUUGGCCGGGUUGCUCCUCUAAUCAUGCCCGUGGUUCAGAAACUGUAUGAUACUUGCAAAGAAUCAUUCUCAACCAAUGGCCCAAUAUCAGAAGAAGCUCUGGAGAACGUUCGUGCUAUUUUAGAUGGAUUGAAGCCUUCUAAUGUGGGUCUCGAACAGGAGGCACAAUUAUCGCGUGGAUGGAAAGGUUUGAUAAAUGGUGGCAAUGGGAGAAAAGGGCGUAAUAUCAUUCAUCAGUAUCCACCUGCAAUAAAAUAUUUGCACUUACAUGAGUGUGAUAGAUUCUCUAUAGGGAUCUUCUGUAUGCCACCUUCCUCUAUCAUACCACUUCAUAAUCAUCCAGGAAUGACCGUUCUGAGCAAGCUUCUGUAUGGCUCGCUUCAUGCGAAAUCAUAUGAUUGGCUCGAUUUACCUGGUCAUACUGAUCUAUCUCAAGCAAGACCUGCAAAACUUGUCAGAAAUUGUGAAGUGACUGCACCCUCUGGAGCAACAAUUCUUUAUCCAACUACUGGUGGCAACAUUCAUUGCUUCAAAGCUUUAACUCCUUGUGCACUGUUUGAUGUGCUUUCACCCCCAUACUCUUCGGAAGAUGGGCGUCACUGCUCUUAUUUUAGGAGGAUCCCUCAAAGAAAUCUGGAAGGUGUUGAUCAGUUGUGUGGUGUAAAUCCCUCCGAAGUGGCUUGGUUGGAAGAGAUUCAACCCCCUGAAAACUUUGUGGUCCGUAGGGGACAGUAUAGAGGCCCCAUUAUUAGACAAUAAGGGGUUUUAGAGAGGACCAUACCAUUAGUCAUAUCGGCUAAAACAAAUGAAGAGCCAUUUUUCACACUUUGUUGGAAUCUUAGCUGUCAAUUCUGUUGGCAAUAAAUCCCAACAUUAGCUACACGAGGAAUUUGUUGUACAUAUUACAUAAGUAUUAUUUUAUAUGCCUGCUUAAUGGUGAAUGUCGAUAGCAAGAACAUGUUCCUCCUUCUUGUCAAGAAUUUAUUGCUAAGGAGGCGUUUUAUUGUAUCUUUACCUUGUGAAAUUUUCUGAUAGCUAUAAUUUCUGGUUGGUAUUAGUACUUUUUGUUUUUCUUCA
Messenger RNA from Theobroma cacao (cacao), 1475 nucleotides. Its product is annotated as plant cysteine oxidase 4-like. The record is from RefSeq and is a predicted model, not a curated record. Gene Ontology annotation, molecular function: oxidoreductase activity, acting on single donors with incorporation of molecular oxygen, incorporation of two atoms of oxygen. Lineage: Eukaryota; Viridiplantae; Streptophyta; Magnoliopsida; Malvales; Malvaceae.